Molecule: messenger RNA, 888 nt
Organism: Durio zibethinus
Lineage: Eukaryota; Viridiplantae; Streptophyta; Magnoliopsida; Malvales; Malvaceae
Product: thioredoxin-like protein YLS8
Biological process (GO): mRNA splicing, via spliceosome
Cellular component (GO): spliceosomal complex; U4/U6 x U5 tri-snRNP complex; U5 snRNP
Source: RefSeq, a predicted model, not a curated record
UUACUGAACAUUUCCAGAUGUUUGGUUUAUAAAUUAGGGUUUGAGAAAUAAAUUUUGUAGGGAUCUAAAGCAUUUUCAUUAGCGAAAAAAGGAAAUUUAAAUUUCAGGGGGAAGUGAGGGGUAACGAUCUAACGAUGUCGUAUCUGCUACCACACCUGAACACGGGAUGGGCUGUAGAUCAGGCCAUCCUGGCGGAAGAAGAGCGUCUCGUGGUCAUCCGAUUCGGCCACGACUGGGAUGAAACUUGCAUGCAGAUGGAUGAGGUGCUUGCUUCGGUUGCUGAAACAAUAAAGAACUUUGCUGUGAUUUAUCUUGUGGACAUAACGGAAGUACCUGAUUUUAACACAAUGUAUGAGCUGUACGAUCCAUCCACAGUCAUGUUCUUCUUCAGAAACAAACACAUCAUGAUUGACCUUGGCACUGGAAAUAACAACAAGAUUAACUGGGCUCUUAAGGACAAGCAGGAGUUCAUAGACAUUGUUGAGACUGUAUAUCGUGGGGCAAGGAAGGGUCGUGGUCUGGUAAUUGCUCCUAAAGAUUACUCUACCAAGUAUCGCUACUGAGUAUUCUUGCAAGCAAUUGUUUAAUCAGGAAGAUUUCUGAACAUCUUCUGCAAAUUUGAUGCAGACUAUUUCAUUAGAAAUUAUUUUGAUGCUUAUAUGAAUGUGAAGGAUACUCGACCUUUAGCAAUAUUUGAGAUGAAAGUUUCAAACAUAUAUUUAUGUAUUUGUGAUGCGUGUUUACCCAAAGCAUCUUGCACUUUAGACACUUGAGUGCUGCAUCGCUACCAAACUAUGGUAUGGUUAAAUGUUGGUUCUGUUGUCGCUGGUGAAUAUUAGGCCGAUAGGGCCCGGUUGUAGUACAAUGUGAAAGAUAUUUUGGAGAUCA